Eleginops maclovinus (Patagonian blennie) is the source of this 2409-nucleotide messenger RNA. RefSeq lists its product as uncharacterized. The record is from RefSeq and is a predicted model, not a curated record. Lineage: Eukaryota; Metazoa; Chordata; Actinopteri; Perciformes; Eleginopidae. Gene Ontology annotation, molecular function: GTP binding; GTPase activity. Gene Ontology annotation, cellular component: mitochondrial outer membrane. The transcript has 12 exons. Gene Ontology annotation, biological process: mitochondrial fusion; mitochondrion localization. Bases 85 to 1431 code for a protein of 448 amino acids.
CCUGGAGGUGUCACACUGAAACUCUUCGACUGGCGGUGAGGGGAAACAGAGCAGAGAGGCAGCUGUCUGCAGACUGAGUUCAUAAUGUCGGGCAGAAAGCCCCGGUCUGUAGCAAACCCUCUGGAGUCUGCGAUCACCACACCGAGUGAGAAGAUACUGAAAGAAUGCCACACUUUAUAUGUCGACAGCGAAAACGGCCUGGUGAAGAUUGCCAGCAGCCUCGGAGUUCGGCUCCUGCCUCCCAGAAAGAAGAUCAUUGUGAUGAUAAUGGGGAACCAUUCUGCAGGGAAGAGCUCCUUCAUUAACUGGUACGCUGAGGAGCACAUACAGAAAGCAGGUGUCGCCAUCGAAACUCAGGGAUUCACGUUUGUCACAAGUGGUCGCAAAAGAGAAUCAUUGACGGGCAACGCAACGCUUCAUCUCUACCCUCACUUUCGACCAAUCCUUGAGUUCAAAGGUGUUAUGGACUACCUGUCUGCUGAGAUCUCCACCUCCAAGCAGAAGAAGUUCAGCCUGGUGACAUUUGUGGACACGCCAGGUCUGGUGGACGGAGACAUGGUCUACCCUUUUGAUGUCAACACCGCCAUUACGUGGUUGGGAGAACAGGCCGACUUGGUAUUUGUGUUCUUCGACCCAAUGGGCCAGGCGCUUUGCAAACGCACACUCAACAUAGUGGAGAAGCUGAGUGAGACAUGUGGAGAGAAACUGCGGUUUUACCUCAGCAAGGCAGACGAGGCUGGGAAGGACACAGACAGACAGAGGGUGAUGAUGCAGAUAGUCCAGGAGCUGUGUCGCCGUCCAGGUCUCAACAAAUGUGGUUUUGAGAUGCCUACGAUAUACAUCCCCAACCCACAGAAACCGAGCCGCUGUGUGAACCAGAUCGAUGUGGUGUGUGAGACCAUCGAGAAGACCAUCAACCAAGCCGUGCAGAAGACCCUGGACCAGCUGGAGAAAGACUGUGACCUUAUUUGUUCCACCAUCAGCAGCAGGCUGGAGCAGGACAGGGCCCAUGUGACUCGCAACAAAAGCUUCCGUCUUCACUCGUUUUUAUGCGGCGCUCUGGGUAUUUUCCUUCCUGCGCUCUUCAUCCUCAGUUUCAUCGUGAACACUUUCUCCCACGAGCAGAUGGACGAGCUGCUGGGUGAAGGGCCAUCUAGGACCCUCUACAUUUUUACAGGAAUAGUUAUUUAUUUAUGGGACUGGAUACCAGAAGAUGGACAAGUGGUGUUUGUGAUCGUUUUUGGAGCUUUUUGCUACCUACUGCUUUUCCUAGCAAAAUAUUUUGCAGGCCAAGGGAAUAAGACUCUGACGAAGAAGGAGAAGAGGACGAUGGCAGAGUACAGCAAUUACAUUCAGGAUAUCGUCAAAACCAAGAAGGGGAAAUUGUAUGAUUGGUACCUGCAGCAGUGUGCAGCAGAGUCUGACUUCUGAAUCAGUCGUGCUUCUAAACAGACGAUCAUCAGCCAGGUGAUCGGGUUUCUGUCUUCUCAGUGUGUAGCCUCUCAAUGCAGCAGAUAUCACUGCCAACAUUUAUCAUCUCAAAAGAGUUUUGAUCAAAGAUGAAGUGCCUUUUUUAAUCAGUACAGGAGAAGCUGUGAUUGUUGUUGUUUGAUGUAAACAAAUGUAAUAAUGUGAAUCGAUUUUUAUAUCCUCGAUUUUUCUAGUACAAUGAAAAGUUGUUGCCGGCAGAUAAUGUUUACAAAACCGCAGUGGCUCUCUGCCUGCACAAAAUGUUUUUAUGAUGCCCUCUAUGAUCUUAAAGCUCUCAUGUAGCACCGUCCAGAAGUCUGUCUAGUGUUUUUAUAAAGUACCAUAAUGUAGUAAUACUACAGCAAGCAAUGCUGUGAUUACACAUAUGCUCGGACAAUUUCUCCAAUAUUUUCAUACCAAUAAGAAUCCACAGUGUUUGUUCUGUCGUGUGGAGUGUGCUGCCUUCAGAUAUUUUUGGAAUAUUUUUACAUAAGCCAUGGGAGAUCUGUGAUUUAGGUACUCUUUUACAAGAGUAUAUGCAAACUUGUCAGUAAAUGAGCACUGAAGCCUUCAUGUUUUAAAGAAAUGUGCAACCUCAAUCUAGUUUUGUGAUUACACCAUGUAAUGCCUCCAAUCCAGUGUUAGUUGAUAUGUUUAUAAUAUUUGGGAUGCUUUUACCCAAAUAAUGUAGAAAAACCUCUACAGGCUGUUUGCAUUAUCAUUGUGAAAGCUGUCAGUUGGCGUUGUGUGUUAGGAACCUCCCAGGUUUCGUCAUCCUGAAGGAACAUCUUUGUUUUUGUGACAACUUGUGUGUGCACAUUUAUCUGUUCCGUGGCUCAACAAACGAGAAAUGUGUUUUUGAUAAAAACAAUGUAUGGAAUGAAACUUCUGAUAAACCUGCAAACCAUCAAAUUAUUAAACAUUUUCUACAAAAUGUUA